Panthera uncia (snow leopard) is the source of this 15986-nucleotide messenger RNA. RefSeq names its product solute carrier family 6 member 6 (gene SLC6A6). Gene Ontology annotation, biological process: taurine transmembrane transport; neurotransmitter transport; sodium ion transmembrane transport. The coding region runs from base 11934 to 13796 and encodes 620 amino acids. Lineage: Eukaryota; Metazoa; Chordata; Mammalia; Carnivora; Felidae. The record is from RefSeq and is a predicted model, not a curated record. Gene Ontology annotation, molecular function: taurine:sodium symporter activity. Gene Ontology annotation, cellular component: plasma membrane. The transcript has 14 exons.
GAGACAGAGAGAGGACAGAGCAUGAACGGGGUAGGGUCAGAGAGAGGGAUACACAGAACCCGAAGCAGGCUCCAGGCUCUGAGCUGUCAGCACAGAGCCCGACGGGGGGCUCGAACUUGUGAACUGUGAGAUCAUGACCUGAGCCAAAGUCGGCCGCUCAACCGACUGAGCCACCCAGGUGCCCCUUUUUUUAAGUUUAUUUAUUUUGAGAGAGAGUAGGGGAGGGGGAGAGAGAGAAUCCCAAGCAGGCUCCAUGCUAAUAGUGCAGAGCCUGACAUGGGGCUCAAACCUACCAACCUCGAGAUCAUGACCUGAGCUAAAAUCAAGUCAGAUGCUCAAUGGACUGAUCCAUCCAGGCACCCCAUGAGAGCUUUCUCUUGUUUAUUAGGUUGCUGAGGCCGAGAGAGAAACCAUGCUUGUUUGUUUUUAAUUUUUUUUAAUGUUUAUUUUUGAGAGAGAAAGAGACAGAGCACGAGCAUGGUGGGGGGGGGGGGGUGGUGCAGAGAGAGGGGACACAGAAUCCGAAACAGACUCCAGGCUCUGAGCUGUCAGCACAGAGCCCGAUGCGGGGCCCGAACCCACAAACCAUGAGAUCAUGACCUGACCCAAAGUUGGACACUCAAGCAACUGAGCCACAGAGCCCCCCACCACCCCGCCCCCGCCCAAGGCCAUGUUUUAAUAAGGACUGUAAGGCUGGCUCCUGAUCUGUGGGAAGGAUGCCAUGAUUGAUUAGGAAUGUCUGUCGGGAGAUCAGAAUAGGUGGAUGUGGUAUUCAGGGCAUCUGUGAGGUAAGGACUAUAGGACAUCUUUGGGAUCAGACACCUGCCCUAGAAAAACUAUGGAAACAGGGAAGAGGUGAGAGGAGCAGGUACCAGGUGAGAAGCUUCCUCUGAGUGGGAAGAAAGAAAGGAACAUUCCUGUGGGAAGAUGUGACCCUUACAGUCCCAGGGUAUUUCAUUUGUACUCAGGUUGAAGUUUUCAGUCCAGACGGCCCAAGUAUUUGAUCCCUUUUGUUUCCUGGGUGUCACAUUUUAUGCUGGAUUCCGGGGGCAGGGAGGAGGGUGGUGGUGAUAACAGGGAUCCCUCCAGACACUCUGAAUAAGGUUGCUAGAUAAAAUACUGGGCGUCCAGUUGAAGUAGAAAUUCAGAUAUACGGUGAGUCAUGUUCUGAGCGAAGGAUGUCCUCCUCUCUGCGGUCUCUGUCGACCCGGCUGUCUUACCUCUGCAACGUCAUUGAUUCAGGCCGUUCCGGCAAACUGGGUUGAAUCCCUGCUUGAAGUUGCGGACGGUCCCGUGAGCUGGUUGCAGCAGCUCUCGCCCCAGCCCUGGCCCUCUUGGCGGUGAAUCUCUGAGACGUUGCCGCCUUGGGCAUCUGCGUCCUCAUCCAGGCACCCGAAGGGUCAGCCCGGUGGACUUACGAGGUCUGGUUUUGACGUGGAGAUGCUUACUGGGCCCCAGUGACACCCCAGAACUUUACAGUCAUUUCCUCAUCUGAGCCAUGAGACGGUCCUGUGUCAAAGUCCUGAUGUUCUCUGUUUCACGGGUGGAAAAGCCGGGGUCGGAGGGGUGCCUGGGGAUGUUGCUGCAGCCACACAGACAGAGUAGGAGACAGGAAUGGUGCGCUUCUAGUCCAGGCCCGGGCUGCCCGCCCUGCCCUCCUUCCACAGGGUGCUGCCCAGUGGGACCCUGCUGCUCUCUUCUGGACUAUUCCCUCCAGACCUUCUCCUGUCCUGGGAGGAUCUCACAGCUGAAUGAGUAGAGUCGCUUACUUAGCAUUCAUCUGUUCAUUCACAUGGUGAGCAUUCGUGGAACACCUGCUGUAUACCAGGCAGAGUGCUGGGCAGUGGGGAUAGAAUGAGGAACAAGACCGGAAGGAAGAUCACAAAAAACACUUUGGUUGCAAAGCGGAACAGGGGUUCCAGAAUGCAGUCCGUGUGCGUAACCAGGUCUUGUCUCUGGGUGGAGGAGAGAAGGGGGCCACUUCUCCCGCAGCCGUCUGCCUCCACCCUCCUGUCCGUCCGUCCUUGUGAUGAGCCUUCUGAGGCUCAGAGAAGUGCACUGACAUGCCCAAGGUCACACGGCACCUUGAGACCUAGUGCCUGCACUCCUCCCGUAACCACCCUUUUGGCCCUGGUCUGCAGCUUCCUGGCCGUGUGACCUCUGGCCAGUCCCACCUGCCAGGGCUUCAGUUGCCCCACCUGUAAAAGGGGGACCAUGUGCCCACCAGGCUAACUGGUGACGAGGAGAAAGUAGUUUGGUGUAUCGAAAAGCUUGACGCAAAUAGGUCUUAUGAAUGUGUGUUACUAAUUUUAAAUGGUCGUAUUGAAGUGCUUUCAGGGGUGACUUAGUCACAUUAAAUAGUCCAGACACCCAGGAAUGUCUCAUCCGAAAAGAAGCAAAACUAGAAAAGCUGCAGUUCUGGACGGCCCCUGGGGCCGAGGCAGCUUCUAGGUACUGACUCCCAUACAUCUCUGGCCUCGUCUGGGAUCCCAGCUGAUCCCCAUGUGGCCGGGCCUGAAAGCUUUGUGGCUGCAGACUGGGCAUGCGGCAUGCUUCUGGGGAGAAAGGCCACCCCCAACUUCCUUAAAAAAUUAAUUUUAUGGUGCACCUGAGAGGCUCAGUUGGUUAAGCGUCUGACUUUGGCUCAGGUCACGAUCUCGUGGUUUGUGAGUUCCAGCCCUGCAUCGGGCUCUCUGCUGUCCGCACAGAACCCACUUCAGAUCCUCUGUCCCCUGCCACCCCCCCACCCCCGCCUUCUCUAUUCUUCCCCUACUUGUGCUCCCUCCCUCUCUCUCUUAAAAAUAAACAUUAAGCAAAUUGAUUGUAUUUCAUAUCCAUAAGCUAUGUGACGGAGCUAGUGACACAAAUAUAAAGACACAGCGUCCAUUUUUUAGAAUCUUACAAUCUAGUGAGAUACAUGUGAACCUAUAAACUACAUGAAAAUUGAGUGUGAGCUUUCUCUUUCUGUCUUACCGAGGGACAGUUGGCAUACAUCAUGCCAGGCCUGUGGCAUGAUGGUUUCAUGGAACACGCUGGGAAGUGAUCAUCACAGGCUCUGUUGCCCUGCAUCAUCUCACGUAGAUAACGGUAGCUCCCAACUCCAUAAGGUCAUGGCGGGGCAGAUCUUGUGUUUUCCUUUUGACAUUUAUGGUCCAUUUGAGAAAUUCAUAUAUUUUCAAACCCCUUCCAGCCCCACUGAGUGGGGGAAAGGCCCAGACAAGAAUCUUUGAUGUCAGGGGAAGUUUGGGGAAAACCUGUGAGCAUCUGAAACCCAAGAAUUGAAAGUCUGUUCGUUCAGUCAUCAAGAGACUUCUGGACUUCUCCCGCAGUGCGGGCCCUGGCUGUGCCCUGGAGACCCAGAGCCGAGCCUCACUCUGCCCAGCCUGGGAACCACCAGGCCAGUGAGGACACAAGUUGGCUGUGGUUGGUGGGGUCUCUGGAAGAUGCUUUGGGCAACGGAGUUCAAAAAACUUGCCCAGAGGCCUCCAACGACAAAAGCAUGCCAGGCAGGCGCUGGACAGGAAAGGCAUCACCGGCCCUGAAAAGGGAAAGCCGGAAGUCUCUCCAGAUGCUGCAAGUAGCUGGGCUUGGCUGGGGCUUGGCUGCGGUGUCUCGCUCUGGGGCAGAGGGCAGGGGAGAGGAGCUGGAUGGGAGGUCUCGGCUGGUGACCCUGAACGCCCCGCCAAGUGGUUGGCCUUGAUUCACUUUGGGGAGCCAGCCUGGGACCAGAAGUCCUUACGUACUGCUGUCAGGUGCCCCCUCAAAGGUAGCGACUAGGCAGUUGUUUUGACCACUGGCUUCUGCUCAGGAAAACAAACAGCCCAGCCCAGCCCUCGCCCAAACAGGGCUGCGGGAGGAUUGCAGGCGCUGCCAGAGGUCCCAAGAGGAAACCCACUCUAACGAGAUGUCUAACCUAGUUUUGACGACUCACAUGGUUUGGGGAGCACGCGAAAUGCCUUGGGAAGGGUUGGCGGUGAGCAGACUCGGCUGCCCAUUUGACACAGAACACUGGACGAGGAACUGUUUGUUUGGUUUUGGCCCCUGCGGCUUGUUGCUGCCUCUCCCUGCACUUAGUUGCAGGGUGCUAAGGAGGGGCGGAGUCUGUGUUACUGAUGAACAGCUUGAAGUGAAAGGUGGCUGGUCUUCCGCAUCCUGGGGCAGGCCGUUUCUCCUGAGAGCAAAUCCAAUUGUGCAUAGAGGCACUUCCUCCUACCUUCCGUUGUGUAAUUCCAGACGGCCUAUUUUACAGAUGGUGCAAUUGAGGCCCCAAGGGGAAGUGACAUUCCUGAGGUCACCGCUUACAGCUGACAAGUAACAGACUUAGGUUCCAACUAAAAUCUUUUAAGGUGACGCAGCACAGGCAAAAGUGGAACUAGGCAAAGCGUAUGUGGGGAGCAGGGUCUUGCAGCGGGCAGUGCCUGUUGGGGAAUUCGGAGAACAAAGCUAGAGAGGCCAGGGGGGGUCCCUCCUCUCCACAGACAGCACGAGGAUGGAAUUAUGUAGAACUCAGCCAUCUGGGGGUCAGCAGGAACCGAUUGACCAAAUAAAUAGAUGAGUCAAUUAAAAAGGACGGAUUUCUUGACUAUUUAUAGUUGUGGCCUAAAUCUCAGCUACCCUUGUCCCCAAGGAGUAAAAGGAGACUUUUUCUGAUCGGCCAGGCCAUCUAAAGGGUGAAUAAGCUGAUUAAGUCCUGGGCUGCUGCAGGGGAUGGGACACUGCAGGACGGUCAGGGUGAGAGGAGCUCAGAGGAGGUGGGGGCAGGGAUGAUGCUCUUUGGACUCCAUCCUUUUCCUCCAUCCACUUAUGAUUAGCCACACCCUCAGGUUUUAGCCACCUAAUUGCUCUAGGUAGUAUGAAUUGAAAUGGUUAACAGUUCUUCCUGGCCCGAGGGGCCAGUAUUUAGUCAUCCCGGCACGUAUACGUAAUUACAUGGGAAGGUCCUUGUAAAGCAUUUAGCACAAAGCCUCAGCGAUGUGGAUGUUUUUGUUACUGCCAUUUUUAAAAAAUGUAUUUGUUUAUUCAGAGAGAGAGAGAUUGGGAGAGAGAGGGAGAGCAGGGCAGGGGCAGGGAGAGGGGAAGAGAGAGAAUCACAAGCAGGCUCUGCGCUGUCAGUAUGGAGCCCGACGCGGGGCUCAAACUCAAGAAGUGCGAGAUCAUGACCUGAGCUGAAAUCAAGAGUCAGACGCUCAACUGCCUAAGCCACCCAGGCGCCCCUGUUACUGCAGUUUUAUGAUUGAGACUGGCCCAGUACCCGUGAUAGGGGCCCACUCGGGAGACCCGGCUUCUAAUCCUAGCUGGUUCAUUUGCAGAAUGACAUCCCCACCUCCUGCUGGCCUCAGUUUCCUCUGGUGUCAGGUGCAGAGGGGGACUUGCUGGUGUCAAAGGUCAUAGUCAGGAGAUGCCCCAGAGCCCAGUGGUUGAGGACCCAGGAUUCUGGAGGUGCCUGUGCCUCUCUGAGCCUCAGAUGGGGUGAGAUUCCUCAUCUCAUAGGGUGGUUGGUAAGGACUGGGUAAAAGUACAUCCCCAAAUGCCAGGCGCUGAGCUGGGCAUAUGCAGGGUCACUCAACCCAGGGAGUUCUGGAACUGGUGUGCAGUUGGAGGAUUUUCCAUACUUUUGAGGCGUUUAGAGUGUGCUUCUUGUUCUAUGAGAGUCUCCGAAAAUGUUAUGAAGUCUUAUUACCUUUGGAUUGAUUAUAGGAGGAAAGCAAGCAGCAGUAAUCAGUGAGAAGUGAUCUAAGCAAAUAAAAAUAUUUAACAUGAUUGAAAAGUUACUAACCAACUUGGGGCACCUCGUGGCUCAGUCAGUUAAGCAUCUGACUUCAGCUCAGGUCAUGAUCUCACAGUUCGUGAGUUCGAGCCCUGAAUUGGGCUCCACAGUAGCCGUGCUGAGCCUGCCUCUCUCUCUGCCCCUUCCUGGUGUUUCUCUCUCUCUCUCUCUCUCUCUCUCUCUCCCUCUCAAAUAUAAAUAAACUUAAACAAAACUUAAAGUAGAAAAUGAAAAAUUACUAGCAGCUAGAAUUAUAUCAAAUGCCCAACAUAGUGCCAGCUACAACUAUUUUUUUGUUUCCAGGACAUAAGAACAGCUGGAAUUCGAACAAUAGGUUGCCAUGGCAAUGAUAUACCCGGGUCCUCCUCAUUGGCUGCCUCUAGGGAGGAGGCCCACCCUCUGUCCUAGAGCAUCCUCUGACUGUGGGAGGAAGAAACUAGGAUUACAGCUGAGCAAUCUGUUCUGCCAGGAGAUGGACCGGGGAUGGUCAGGGAAGGCUUCCUGGAGGAAGUAUUUGAGGAUCGAGAAGAGCAUGGAUGUGCAUUUCAGGGCCUGAAAUGGCCUGUGAAAAUGCACCCACUGAGCUGUGAGAGCCCAGGGCUUCCCAGGCACUGAUGUAGAGAGACAGUAAGUUCUAUGACAAAGGACCCUCCUCUGGCUUUAAUUCUGCUAGGGACAUUCCCAGUCGGUGGCAUUUUUCUGGAGUAUGCGAUCUCUGGGUACCUGGGCUGUGUUGGAAGGGGCAUUGUGACCUCAGCAGAUUUUCUGAGGUCCAUAGCCAGCGUGCUAUGGGCAUCUUUUAUACUCUCUCAGGCUUCAUGAGAAGCCCGGUUUCCCAGUGUCUGGGGGAAGUCCACCUGUGUUCCUGUCUGCUUACAGGGCCUCUGUCCCCUUACAGAACCUUCCUGAGCUGCCUUCUGUGAUUCAAGUCUGUGAGGUCCCCAACAGCUGCAGUUACCUAGGAAACGGUGUCCAGGGAGUCCACCCAGGAGAGGGAGCAGAUGCUCUGACCUGAGUGGUCCUUCAGGGGGUCUGGUGGGAACAAGAAUCAAUGCCUGAAGGAGCCUCUUGGCCCCUGGACUGACGGGAAGUAGAUUGCUGGAUAAACAGGCAGGGCCUUCUCUUGGAGUCAAAGACCUUUGUGGGAUUUGUGCAUGUCCUGGGUCUGGGUAAGAGCUCCCCAAAUAAGCUGGUCCUAGGCUUCCAAAUAGUAGGAGCGGGCAAGGCAACCAGAGGCCUAGAACCUGAGUUGAAACACUAGAGACCAAAGCUCUUAUGCCUAGGCCUCAAUUUCCCCACCUGUAAAACGGGCAUAUUAGACCAGAUGAUGGUAUUGAAUUUCAUGAACUAGUACACAUUCAAAAAAAACAAUUGGAGUUGAAGAAUGGAGUGGCCCAUCCUUCUUGGGCUGGCAAACUUUUUGCCAUAAUUGCUGUGGUCUUGCCUUCCUACUAGCAAGCAGUUGCCUGAGAUUCGCUCCAGCAUGAAUAAUGUUUGCCCUCACGCACAACAUCUUAAUAUGCACCUGUCUGGGCACCUGGCCCCGUACUUAGUGAUUUACCUGCAUCAGCUCACGUGAUCACCCCUCUGCCCUGAGUGGGUGAUGCCAUUAUUGGUCACCUUUUACAGAUGAGGAAACAGACCCAGUAGGGCUGCCCAGGGUCCCACAGCAGAGCCUUGGAGCUUCCUGGAAAGCCCCCUUCCCUUUUCAAGCCUCAGUCUCCUCUGUAAACUGGACAUUGGCAUCUGGGGCUGAUCUGUCAUUUGUUGAUGGCCACUUAAGGGGUCUCAGGUACCCAGGGAUUUCUAGCGAGGACCUUUGGGGUUUUGAGGCCCCUGGCAGUUGAGGGGGCCGCGGAAUCUGAUUUCUGUAGCUCCAGCCCAAGGUCCGCAGCUGUGCCCACCAGGAAGGAGGGAGGCUGCCUGGCCGCUCUGCUCCAGUAGCUGGUCUGCAUUUCCGCCAUGGGCUGUUGGGUCCGCUCUGCAGCCCAUUUCCCCGGCAGCGCCUGCCGCACAUGUUUUGUCUGCUCUCAAGGUCGGGCCCCAGGCCCUGUAACUUCCACGUCCCCCGCCGCCCGUGGGCCAGAGGGGUACCGACACCACCUCGUGUGCUGGCCUGGGCGCCGGCUCCUCUGGGCACCUUCUGCCUGUCUGUGGGCAGCUGCCUGAGCUGCUCUCCCGACCCUACUCCGAGGCUAGGGACAGGAGGUGACAGGUUUCCGCAUCUGUGCUCAGAUCCCCAGGGAGCCACCAGCCCACAGGACCUACAUCGUCCUAGUCAGCGAGUGUACUGAGAGUGUCCCCCAGGGACACUGGUUCCCCCCACUGUGGAAGAGGAAUGGAAGAGGAGGCAGGGGCGUUAGGGUGAUGCCCCGUGUCUCAGAACUGGCCGGCCUGCCUUUGAACCCUGGUCCUGGCUCUGCGAGGUGAUCUGUCAGGUGCCCAGCAGACCUGGCACACAGGACAUGCCCAGCAGGACCUUGGCUGUGAGUCCAGGCUGUCACUGGUCUCAGGAAGAAUAUGCCUGCAUUUGGUCAUUGUCCUGAUAGCUCAUGUUUUGUUCUGGCAGAGUCAUCUGUACAUAUUAGCUCAUUUAAUCUCUCAGCAACCCGAAGAGGUAGGUACUAUUACUGUCCUCGUUCUACAUUUGAGGAAACUGGGGUGCUGACAGGUGUAUCUGUGGUGUGUAUUUUCUUCUGGUGGACAGGUUGCCUUUGCAGAAGGAGGGGUGGCUGUGUGUGUGUCUGUGUGUGUGUGUGCACCUGCGUGUGGGACGGAUGGUUGGGAUACCGCCCUUGCAAGCUGUCAGGGUCUGCUGGUCACCUGGUAGAAACCACAGCCCAGAGAGGGGCAGGUCUUGCCUUGGUCAAACAGUGGCCACUGGCCCAGCCAGGGCCUCACCAGGGCCUCACCAGGGCCUCCUGGGUUCUUGCCUGUGGUUGUUCCUUGGGCUUGGAGAGCUGGUAUGUUAGGGACAGGUGCUUCUCCUGUUGGAAAGGCCCCACCCAUUGCCUCCACUUUAGGGAAAAAGUGACCCCCUGUGCCAGGGUGACAGGUGCGGGGAGGGGUUCCCAGGUCUCAGGUGAUGUGCCCUACACUCUGCGUCUCUUUGGAGAUGCUGACUGAGGCCUGCUCUGCUGGAUUUUGCCCCCUGGGUGCUUGUCCCUCCAGGACCCCUACUCCACCAGCUCCCUGCCCCAGGAACCCCAGAUAAUCCACCUGCCAGCCCCAACCUUUAUUUCUCAAACGCCUUUUAACUUAAGAAGCCAGUAGAGGGAGUAUUGCCUUGUCCUGGGUUCAAAUUCUGUCACUUGCUCACUGGGUAACCUUGGCUCCAUCAUGUUUUGUCUCUGAGCUUCAGUUUUCUUAUCUGUAAAAUGGGGACAAAAGUGCCCGUCCCCCGGGAGUACUGUAAGGAGCAGUGGCAAAAGGGAGUAGGAGAGCCUCUGGCAAACUAUCAUGGCAAACCAUGUCUGGGCACAUGGUUACAGGGUAGUCCCUGGACUCAACUGGGGCUGGCAGACGUGAAAGCCAGCCAGGCCCGGCCCCCAGAUGCUCAUAGUCUGGCAGGGGAGACCGAUGGUCCAUGGGCACACACAUGUGCACAGCUAUGCACACUCGCAUGCAGUUUCAUCAGCCAGUAAUAGUCUCUUUCAUCGGUUGAUUUUGUUUUACAUGUUAACAAGCACCUCCCAGUUUGUUAGCACCCACUAUGCCUAACCUCACCCGGUUCUACUAUUCACUCGGGGGGGUGGGGGGGGUUGGUCUAAUAUCCUUGAAGAUUCAGUCAGGAGGUCUGGGGAGGGGCCAGGCAUCUGCAUUUUCAGUCAGAGCCCCAGGCCGUGCUGAGGUUCAGGCACCUGGGAUCUUCUAGCAACUCUGCUCAGGGGCCCAGAGACUUCAGCACGGGACGGUUUUACAGAUUAGGGGGCCCGCUUUACAGAUGAAGAAACUGAGCUUUCCCAAGGAGAACUUUGAACUCUGUCUAGGGUGUCACAGUCUGAACAAGAGCCCAGAACCAGGUGCAUGGUGUGGUGACACAAGUCAGAGGAGGCGAGGGGAAAGAGUGGGGUGGGCAGGAAGGGCUUCCUGGAGGAGGUGACUCUCGGGCCAGGUCUUCAGGGUGGGUGGGAUCUACCUAAACAUAAGAGAACUCAUGGGCUCUCAAAGUGCAGGACUGAAUGGGAUAAUGAUGGAGAAAACAAGGAGGUCCUGGGACUCAGGCAGGACCAGAGGGUGGGAACUGGGGACAAGGGCAAUGUCAAGUGUAAGGAGCUUUGGGUUCCUGAUGGGGAAAUACAGUGAUUAUUCUCCAAGCAGCUGGGAGCCACCAGUGAUAGUUCUCGAGCUGAGGGCGACAUGGUGGGUAGUGGGGUUUGCUAGAAACAGGCUUGGCUGAGCUAGUGGGCACGCCUCUAGGGAGUUUCCAGUGGAUGAGGUGGCCUCAUUUUGUGUCACUGCAUGGGUGGCUGGCCGUGAGGAGGCAGCGCCACAUCCCCUACACGGUGCUCUCGGCAAACAGCACUGGGGGCGUGAAAGGUUGAGAAGGUUAGAGGGUGCCUGGGGGUUGCCCUGGGAGACUGUAUGCAUAAUUGAGAAAUGUGCAUCCUCCCUUGAGCCCCCCCCAUCCCUGGUAUGGAUUUUAAUGCUGAGCUUUUCUUCUAGCCAAAUGCUGUCUGCUUUAGGCACCACCUUGGAGCCCUGGAAGUUGCCACGGCUGCUGUGCCAACAGCCGCCAACCUGACGGAAUUAGAUCUGAGGCGGUCCACGCGGGUUUGGAAUAAGAGCGGGCUGGGAUAAUCCCACCUCCUUCUGGCCUCACUUUCUCCUUUGAAAUGAGGUCCCCUGAGCUCUGAUGGCGCAUCUGUGAAAGAGGCUGGUGGCUCCUGUUGAUCUGCUGUGUGUCUGGGGCCUCGGUUUGCUCAUUCCGAAAGUGGGCUUGCACGCGCAUGUGCCACUACUCUAAGGCCCCAUUUGGAGCCUCCCAGUUUUCGUGCAGGAUCCACUGGGAUCCUCUAGUACCCGGCGAACCUUUAGGAGACCAAGGAGAAUUCACUUCAGAGUCCCUUUUUGGAAGAUGCUCAGAGAACACGUCGUUUAACGAAAAUUGAUUUCCUGAAGAUUUCGGUCUCAUCUAUCAAAAGAGGGCAAAGCUCUGCAGGGGUUUGACCACUUGCGGGGGAAUUGUGCUCAGAUGCCGGGAACACACCCCCUCUGUCUAGCAGAGGCUGUGUACGGCCCAUUCUUCCUCUGUCAACAGCCCUGCCUGGGUCCUAAACAUCUGCUGUUGUUUGCUCUCUCACCCUAGUUGAGGACCCCCCCCCCCGCCCCGCUACACAUAGCUACAAUGAAGAAGAUAUUUACUCCUAUGCUGAGUGUCCCCAGAGUUGUGAGUCCUAAAGGUUCCAUCUGACAAAUAUUUAUAGUGCCGGGCCUCAUACUGGGUGUCAGGAAGCUGGCCCUGGGUAAGCAGACAAUUAUGAUAUGGGCUGGUAAGCAUGGGAACAGAGGUAGUGUGGCCCACGGAGCCCAAGGGAGGCAUUGGAGGGUCAUUGUCCCGAGGGAUCGUCUGAGGAUUGCUUGUACCAUACUUGGGGAACAGUGUGCCAGGCUAGGGGAACAGAAUGAGCCAAGGCAUGGAGGUGUGAGAAAGCCUAAGAUGUGUGUGGUUCAGGAGCCCCUGGGGAUCUCAGGUGGGCUGUGGGUGGUGGAGGCCAACCGGAAGUUGACUUCCAGAUAAACGGAGAAAAUUCCAGGCAACAAGUCCCUUUGCUCCGAGACGGCACAGGCACCGGGGCACCGGCAGCAGACAUUGCUAGCUGAUCGCCACCUCUGUCUUGCUAAAUCUCAAGCUGCUUCAUUCCUUGGGCACCAAACUCUCCUUGAGCUAAAUUUCUAAGUGAGGGUGAGGUUUGGGUACAGCUAGGAAGGAAGAAGGUCCUUCCUCAUUAAGUAGAGACGUGUUUAAAAGAGGAACAGGGACCUUGUUUACAAACAUUUACUGAGCUAGGAGUCUUCACACACCAUAGAUGGGAUAUUAUGCCCAUCUUACAGACAAUAACACUGAGGCUUAGAGAGGUGACUUCCCAAGGCUGUUCCGCAGAGCGUUCUUUGACUGUUUCCAUGGAGAUGUGACUUCCGGCCGAGCCCAGAAAUCAAGGAGGAUAUGGCCACCAAGGAGAAACUGCAGUGUUUGAAAGACUUUCACAAAGACAUCUUGAAGCCAUCCCCGGGGAAGAGCCCAGGCACACGGCCCGAAGAUGAGGCAGAGGGGAAGCCCCCUCAGAGGGAGAAGUGGUCCAGCAAGAUCGACUUUGUGCUCUCUGUGGCUGGUGGCUUCGUUGGCUUGGGCAACGUCUGGCGUUUCCCGUACCUCUGCUACAAAAAUGGUGGAGGUGCGUUUCUCAUACCAUAUUUUAUUUUCCUGUUUGGCGGCGGCCUGCCUGUGUUUUUCCUGGAGGUAAUCAUAGGCCAGUACACCUCUGAAGGGGGCAUCACCUGCUGGGAAAAGAUCUGCCCCUUGUUCUCCGGCAUCGGCUAUGCCUCCAUCGUGAUCGUGUCCCUCCUGAAUAUAUACUACGUCAUCAUCCUGGCCUGGGCCACAUACUAUCUGUUCCAGUCCUUCCAGUCGGAGCUGCCCUGGGCACACUGUAACCACAGCUGGAACACGCCGCAGUGCAUGGAAGACACUAUGCGCAAGAACAAGAGCCUGUGGGCCACCCUCAACACCAACAACUUCACCUCGCCCGUCACCGAGUUCUGGGAGCGCAAUGUGCUGAGCUUGUCCUCUGGAAUCGACGACCCCGGCUCCUUGAAGUGGGACCUUGCUCUCUGCCUUCUCCUCGUCUGGCUGGUCUGUUUCUUCUGCAUCUGGAAGGGCGUCAAGUCCACGGGAAAAGUUGUCUACUUCACGGCCACCUUCCCCUUCGCCAUGCUCCUGGUGCUGCUGGUCCGUGGACUGACACUGCCCGGUGCAGGCGCAGGCAUCAAGUUUUAUCUGUACCCUGACAUCAGCCGCCUGGAGGACCCACAGGUAUGGAUCGAUGCCGGGACACAAAUAUUCUUCUCCUACGCCAUCUGCCUGGGGGCCAUGACCUCUCUGGGGAGCUACAACAAGUACAAGUACAACUCGUACAGGGACUGUAUGCUGCUGGGAUGCCUGAACAGUGGUACCAGUUUUGUGUCUGGCUUCGCAAUUUUUUCCAUCCUGGGCUUCAUGGCACAAGAGCAAGGGGUGGACAUUGCUGAUGUGGCUGAGUCAGGUCCUGGCCUGGCCUUCAUUGCCUACCCAAAAGCUGUGACAAUGAUGCCGCUGCCCACGUUUUGGUCCAUUCUCUUUUUUAUUAUGCUUCUCUUGCUUGGACUGGAUAGCCAGUUUGUUGAAGUCGAAGGACAGAUCACGUCCUUGGUCGAUCUUUACCCAUCCUUCCUAAGGAAGGGUUUCCGUCGGGAAAUCUUCAUCGCCUUCAUAUGUAGCAUCAGCUACUUGCUGGGGCUGGCGAUGGUGACGGAGGGUGGCAUGUAUGUGUUUCAACUCUUUGACUACUAUGCAGCUAGCGGUGUAUGCCUUUUGUGGGUUGCAUUCUUUGAAUGUUUUGUUAUUGCCUGGAUAUAUGGCAGCGAUAACCUUUAUGACGGUAUUGAGGACAUGAUUGGCUACCGGCCUGGACCCUGGAUGAAGUACAGCUGGGCCGUGGUCACUCCAGUUCUCUGUGUUGGAUGUUUUAUCUUCUCUCUCGUCAAGUACGUACCCCUGACUUACAACAAAGUCUACGUGUACCCCACCUGGGCCAUCGGGCUGGGCUGGAGCCUGGCCCUGUCCUCCAUGAUGUGUGUCCCCUUGGUCAUGGUCAUCCGCCUCUGCCAGACGGAAGGGCCGUUCCUUGUGAGACUCAAGUACCUGCUGACCCCGAGGGAACCCAACCGCUGGGCUGUGGAGCGCGAGGGAGCUAUGCCCUACAGCUCCCGCCUGGCCGUGAACGGCGCUCUCAUGAAACCAACCCACAUCAUAGUAGAGACCAUGAUGUGAGCUCUCGGGCGCUCGGGCGGACGGGCUGCUUCCCUGCUGUUUACUAACAUUAGAUUCUCAUAGGACCAGGUUUACAGAGCUUUCUAUUUGCACUAGGAUUGUUUUUUUUAAUUGUCACAGAAAAUGUUACUCUGUGUGCGUGCGUGCGUGUGUGUGUGUGUGUGUGUGGUAUCGUGUGUAUGUGUUUUUUGUUUUGAUUUGGGGAUAUUUUAUACAAAAAAGAAAACCCACCGGCGGAUGUCCGGGGCGAGGCAGAGUUUUCAUAUUGAAUUAGAUGUAUUUUAUGGGAACUUGGUAAAUUUUUCUUUGUAUUUUUUUUUUUUACAUAUAACUAUAUAUACAUUUAGAGAUUGUCAUACACUUUUACCACUUGAAUCGAUCUUGCCAGCAACAGAUCUCGUUUUCAAAAGCAAUUCUUCGGUGCUUGUAUAGCUGGCAGAAAGUUCUGCCCCCAAAAACACAGGGUGGAAUUUUCCUGGACGGGAGACCCAUUUUAAAGGUGUAGUACCUUCUCAGCCUGGUUCAGAUAGAAGCAUACAGCAGAGGGGAGGCCCCACCAGCCGGCCUGACCCAGAGGGGCUAGAGAAAGGAGGGCCACAAGGAGAGGUUUCAUUGCACUUGUCUUAGCCAAGAAGAGAGAUGCCAAAUAGUGAAUCAGCGCCUCCAGUCAAGGGACUGACUUACAGCUGACAGGUGAGGCCUUACAGCCAAAGUCUGAUUCUCUAGAAACCGUUGCACCAAGAGCAAAAUCCCGCCUGUUAUUUUGAGAUGGAGGGUGGAUAGUCAGAAGGACUGUCAGAUCGAUUGUUAGGACCGUUCAUCGGAGUGGGGGCAGUAAGAGCUCCCAAGAGGGUGCUGGGGAGGAUGGAACCCUGACAUUCAGGAGGCCUCAGGAGGCUGCAGUCCCACGGCUUCCCAGCUAGAGUUCGGGGCCGGCGUUGCGGGAGCCGCCAGCGGUCUCAGGGCUCCGACCCUCACACGGAUGGGUCUGUUGCGUUUUAAUGGGGUUCUAUCAGGUUCUGGCCAGCCCCCCGCUGACCUCUCUCGCAGCUGCAUGUAGGAGAGAAGCAUGAUGUAUUUGGUGAGGGACGAGGGGUGAGCCAGUGGACCAAAGGGUGUGGGCCCAGGCAUUCAGAGAGGCCUGGUGUCAGGGAGGGGUGCUUUUCUUUCCUCAGCAAUCCACGCUCAGCUCUGUCCUCGUCUCCCAGAGGCUGGGAAACUCCCGACACGCUCCCGGCUCAGGGCUGCCCCCGUGGGAGUGCCAGGAGUGCUUUUGGAGCCUCCCUGGAUCUUUGACUUGGGCGAAGUGCUCCCAAACCCUCCUCCCCGUUCAGGCACAAGAGCAGCCCUUGGUGGUGACUCGGGAGAUGGUGAAACUCUUCACAACUCCUGCGGUAGCUGGUGUUAGAUACACACUAUGUGGGGACCGAGGAGAGGAGGUGAGAGGGCAUUUUCUAGAAGGGUGGGAUCGUUCAGGGGGCUGGCACCCCAGAACUGGCUUACCCAAGAGCCUGUCUUCUCUGAACCAGGAGAGAAGGUACUCCACCUUUAAAAUCCCGAGACGGACACGUCUCCACCCCAGCCCCCAUUUGGACCUAAACUGUGCCAUUUAAACUGUCACUUCCAAGUUCAGAGUCUAAAUACGACACGUUGUCACGCACAAAUUACAGUGAUGGCCUCAUGGGGCGUGGAGAGUGGUCCAGCUCGGGUUUUCAGAACAGGGGCUCUCUGAAUCCUGGAACCCUCUCCCCAGAUUCGGGAGGGGAGGAGCCUCUGGGGUCCGAGGGGCAGAGGCAGUUCUGAACCUCUUCUCUUUGGCAAGCAUCCACAUUUCACUGUUUCCAAAGCAUAUACUCUGCCAAACAAUACCCAGUCCUAUUCCAAACUGUUAACAAUUCUGUGUUCCUGUUUCUCUAUGUAUUUAUGGUUGCCGCUGUGUCUGAUUUGAUUUUGUUGGGUUUUUUUUCCUAAUUUUACCGAGUAGCAAUGUGACCUGUUUUCCUUUGUCUCAUGGAACUUAGUGAACUAACCACUGUCAACGAUUGGGGACAGGUGACACGUGGGGUCGAGGGGGGCCUGGCGUGCAGUGGCUGCCUGGGCAUUUUGUGGCCAUUUCAGGCUACAAUGUCUCCCCUCUGGUGAAAGGCUACAGUAUUUUGGGUUGGUAGGCAAAUUGCAACAUUCUGGAAA